AUGAUUACCCAUAAGGGGAAGAAUGAAAAGUUAACUUUAAAAACUGAUUCUAAAAUAACAACCACGAUAAUCAAAGGGGUAAAGGAUAAAAGGGAAACUGCAAGUAAUUUAAAGAAAGAAGUAAACCAGUAUGAUCAAGCCAAGCCUGUACGUGAGAAAAACAUAUGCGGCAUAUGCCGAAAGACAAAGUUUGCUGAAGGUGGUGGAAAUCAUUGCAAAUUUUGUGAUAGACGUGUUUGUAAACGGUGUGGAAAAUUUAUUACCAAUAAAAAGCAAGAGGCUAUGAGUGAUAGUAUAGCACUAAAGAAUAUCUUAAAGCCAUCAAUAUUCGCUUAA
Trichoplax adhaerens is the source of this 336-nucleotide messenger RNA. RefSeq lists its product as uncharacterized. The transcript has 4 exons. Lineage: Eukaryota; Metazoa; Placozoa; Uniplacotomia; Trichoplacea; Trichoplacidae. Bases 1 to 336 code for a protein of 111 amino acids. The record is from RefSeq and is a predicted model, not a curated record.